GUUGAUGAAUAGAAUUUUCCUAUAUAUUUUUCUCCUGAACAUGCCGAUCGAACCCGGUACAUCACUCCCGCCAAACACACGCUCAAAACGCACGGUGGGAUUAAGCCCGCCAGUUGAACAGGUGCUAAAACCCUAAUUCUGUCUGUGCUCCGCAUCCACUCUCUUCAUUCUCUGCAACUCCAUUUUCUCCACUACCCUCGAUUAUCUCUCGUCGAAACCCUAGAUAGCGGAUAUGAGCUUCGCAGCAUACAAGAUGAUGCACUGGCCGACGGGGAUAGAGAACUGUGCGUCAGGGUACAUCACGCAUUGCCGUGCUGACCAUGCGCAACAGAUCCCUCCUAUGCAGUCUGACGACCUCGAUUCCGACUGGCCGGCGCAGCGUGGAAUUGGGCCCUUUCCGAACCUCGUCAUCACGGCGGCUAAUAUUCUUGAGCUUUACGUUGUUAGGGUUCAAGAAGAAGAUAGUAGGGAGUCGAGAGCUUCGGCCGAAGUUAAGCGCGGCGGUAUCAUGGCUGGUGUUCUAGGUGCCUCGCUUGAGCUCGUUUGCCAUCAUAGGUUGCAUGGUAAUGUUGAAACAAUGGCAGUAUUGUCCAUAAGCAGUGGUGAUGGUUCUAGGAGAAGAGAUUCUAUUAUAUUAGCAUUUCAAGAUGCAAAAAUUUCAGUUCUAGAGUUUGAUGAUUCAAUCCAUGGACUUCGUACGAGCUCUAUGCACUGUUUUGAGGGCCCGGCAUGGCUUCAUUUGAAAAGAGGUAGAGAGUCUUUUGCAAGAGGUCCAACAGUGAAGGUUGACCCUCAGGGAAGGUGUGGCGGUGUUCUUGUUUUUGGUCUGCAAAUGAUAAUACUUAAAUCUUCCCAGGCUGGUUCUGGGUUGGUUGGGGAAGAUGAUUCUUUUGGUUCUGGAGGUGCGGUCUCUGCCCGUAUUGAGUCCUCAUACAUCAUCAAUCUUCGAGAUUUGGACAUGAAGCAUGUGAAAGAUUUCAUAUUUGUCCAUGGUUACAUUGAGCCCGUGAUGGUAAUCCUUCAUGAACGGGAGCUUACUUGGGCUGGCCGUGUUUCAUGGAAGCAUCAUACUUGCAUGAUUUCUGCGCUUAGCAUUAGUACAAGUUUGAAGCAGCAUCCCCUCAUAUGGUCCGCAGUUAAUCUUCCACACGAUGCUUACAAGCUUCUUGCGGUGCCAUCCCCAAUUGGUGGAGUUCUUGUGAUUAGUGCAAAUGCUAUUCAUUAUCACAGCCAGUCUGCAUCAUGUGCAUUGGCUUUGAACAACUUUUCUGUUUCAGUCGAUAGCAGUCAGGAGGUGCCAAGAUCUAGUUUCAGCCUGGAACUUGAUGCUGCCAGGGCAACUUGGUUGUCAAAUGAUGUGGCCAUUCUGUCAACAAAAACAGGGGAACUACUUUUGUUGACACUUGUGUAUGAUGGGCGGGUUGUGCAAAGACUUGAUCUUUCAAAGUCUAAAGCUUCAGUACUUACUUCGGGAAUCACAACAAUUGGAAACUCCUUGUUUUUUCUUGGUAGUCGGCUGGGAGAUAGUUUGCUUGUGCAAUAUACUUGUGGAACGGGAGCAUCAAUCUUAACCUCUGGUUUGAAGGAGGAGGUUGGAGAUAUUGAAGGUGAUGCUCCUUCAGCAAAACGAUUGUGCCGGUCAUCUUCUGAUGCUUUGCAAGAUAUGACCAGUGGUGAGGAGCUCUCCUUAUAUGGUUCAGCUUCAAAUAAUGCAGAGUCAGCGCAGAAGAGUUUCUCAUUUACUGUUAGGGAUUCAUUGAUUAACAUUGGUCCUUUGAAAGACUUUGCAUAUGGUUUAAGGAUUAAUGCUGACCCAAAUGCUGCUGGAAUUGCUAAACAAAGUAAUUAUGAGCUGGUUUGCUGUUCUGGUCAUGGAAAGAAUGGUGCUCUGUGCAUUCUUCAGCAGUCAAUUCGCCCAGAAUUGAUAACUGAGGUUGAGCUACCCGGCUGCAAAGGAAUUUGGACUGUUUACCACAAGAAUGCACGUGGUCAUAAUUCUGAUUCUUCCAAGCUUGCUGCUGAUGAUGAUGAGUACCACGCAUACUUGAUUAUAAGUUUGGAGGCUCGUACAAUGGUACUAGAAACAGCUGAUGAUCUGCGGGAAGUCACUGAAAAUGUUGACUAUUAUGUGCAAGGGAGCACGCUGGCGGCCGGGAAUUUGUUUGGAAGGCGUAGGGUGGUUCAGGUUUUUGCACGUGGUGCUCGAAUACUAGAUGGUUCUUUUUUGACUCAAGAUUUAAGCUUUGGAGCUUCUACUUCAGAAUCUGGUUCAAAUUCUGAGAAUUUUUCUGUGUCAUCUGUUUCUAUUGCUGAUCCGUAUGUGCUAUUGAGAAUGACUGAUGGAACAGUUCAGCUUCUUGUUGGAGAUACUUCUAUUUGUACGGUGUCUGUAAAUGUUCCAGCUAUAUUUGAUGGCUUGAAGAAAUCUGUAUCUGCAUGCACACUUUAUCAUGAUAAAGGAGCUGAGCCAUGGCUUCGGAAAGCAAGUACUGAUGCGUGGCUUUCUACUGGCAUUGGUGAAGCUCUUGAUGGGGCUGAUGGUGCUCCACAUGAUCAGGGUGAUGUAUACUGUGUUGUUUGUUAUGAAACUGGCGCCCUUGAAAUAUUUGAUGUGCCCAAUUUCAAUUGUGUUUUCUCUGUGGAUAACUUCAUAUCUGGAAGGACCCAUCUUCUUGAUACUUCUAUCCUGGAAUCAUCCAAAGAUCCUCAGAAAGCAAUGAACAAAUAUUCUGAAGAAGUGGAGAGCCAAGGCAGGAAAGAAAAUACACAGAAUAUGAAGGUUGUUGAAUUGGCCAUGCAAAGAUGGGCAGGACAGCAUAGUCGCCCUUUUCUUUUUGGGAUAUUGACUGAUGGCACUAUACUGUGUUACCAUGCUUACCUAUUUGAUGGUCCAGACAGUCCUAAAAGUGAGGAUGCGGUAUCUGCACAGAGUUCUGUUCAACUCAGCAGUAUAAGUGCCUCUAGGUUCAGAAAUUUGAGAUUUGUCCGUGUCCCUUUGGACACCUAUUCAAGGGAGGAGACAUCAACUACAACCCCAUGCCAAAGAAUCACCAUUUUUAAAAACGUUGGUGGUUAUCAAGGGCUUUUCCUUUCUGGAUCAAGACCAGCCUGGGUCAUGAUGUUCAGGGAACGACUUCGAGUUCAUCCACAGCUAUGUGAUGGAUCCAUUGCUGCUUUCACUGUUCUUCACAAUGUAAAUUGUAAUCGUGGGCUUAUAUAUGUUACUUCGCAGGGUUUUUUAAAAAUUUGCCAACUUCCAUCUGUAUCAAGCUAUGACAACUAUUGGCCGGUGCAAAAAGUUCCACUAAAAGGCACUCCACAUCAAGUCACCUACAUUGCUGAGAAGAAUUUGUAUCCACUUAUAGUUUCAUUUCCUGUUCUUAAGCCAUUGAAUCAAGUACUUUCAUCUUUAAUAGAUCAAGAAGGACAUCCAAUUGAGAAUGAUAACUUGAAUUCUGAUGAACUGCGCCAGACAUAUGCAGUAGAUGAAUUUGAAGUGCGGAUAUUGGAACCAGAAAAAUCUGGAGGCCCAUGGCAAACCAGGGCUACAAUUCCCAUGCAGAGCUCUGAAAGUGCAAUAACCGUGCGGGUUGUUGCACUUUUUAACACAUCUACAAGAGAAAAUGAAACACUUUUAGCAGUUGGAACAGCCUAUGUUCAAGGGGAGGAUGUUGCUGCAAGGGGACGGGUGCUUCUGUUUUCUGUUGGAAGAAAUACAGAUAAUUCUCAAAAUUUGGUUUCAGAGGUUUACUCAAAGGAAUUGAAGGGUGCUAUAUCUGCAGUAGCCUCUCUUCAAGGUCAUUUGCUGAUAGCUUCUGGACCUAAAAUCAUCUUACACACGUGGUCUGGUUCUGAGUUGAAUGGUGUUGCAUUUUAUGAUGCUCCGCCUCUCUACGUAGUGAGCUUAAAUAUUGUUAAGAAUUUUAUCCUUCUAGGUGAUGUCCACAAGAGCAUUUACUUUCUUAGUCGGAAGGAGCAUGGUUCUCAACUGAAUUUAUUGGCCAAAGAUUUUGGUUCGCUUGAUUGUCUUGCAACAGAGUUUUUGAUUGAUGGAAGUACACUGAGCCUUGUUGUUUCAGAUCAGCAAAAGAACAUUCAGGUAUUCUAUUAUGCACCCAAAAUGUCUGAGAGUUGGAAAGGACAGAAACUUCUUCUGAGGGCUGAGUUUCAUGUUGGUGCCCAUGUGACCAAGUUCUUACGGUUACAAAUGCUUCCUACAUCAUCUGAUAGAACUGCAGCUAAUCCAAGCUCUGAUAAAACAAAUCGAUUUGCUCUAUUAUUUGGUACCCUGGAUGGUGGCAUUGGAUGUAUUGCACCUCUUGAUGAACUGACAUUUCGUAGACUCCAAUCUCUGCAGAAAAAGCUUAUAGAUGCUGUUUCCCAUGUUGCUGGACUGAAUCCCAGGUCUUUCCGCCAGUUCCAGGCAAAUGGCAAGGCCCAUCGGCCUGGCCCUGAUAGCAUAGUUGACUGCGAGCUGCUUUGCCAUUAUGAAAUGCUCCCAUUGGAAGAACAGCUUGAAAUCGCUCACCAGAUUGGAACAACUAGAUUGCAGAUUCUUUCGAAUUUGAAUGACCUCUCGGCAGGAACAAGUUUCUUGUGAGUGCACACUGCCUCGGAGACAGCAAUCGGAUGCUUAAGUUUGGGGUCUCUUCAUUAUAAUUGUACCACUCGUAAUAUAUGACCUAAUGAAGCCCCCCUCCUCUCUUUUGGGUGUGGCUAAACUGGCCUGCUGUCUGUUAGUUAAAGGUGACCGUCUGCCCCAUUGUUGUAACUUGCUACCCCGCCACUGAAGACUGGUGGCCUGAUAUGUUAAAAUGUUUUAUGAAAAAUGUUAUGACGAUUUGUUAAUCAAUAUGCUCUCCUUUUAUUCUC
This is a messenger RNA of Malania oleifera, 4872 nucleotides long. Its product is annotated as cleavage and polyadenylation specificity factor subunit 1. Gene Ontology annotation, molecular function: protein binding; nucleic acid binding. The transcript is spliced from 26 exons. The record is from RefSeq and is a predicted model, not a curated record. Bases 233 to 4600 code for a protein of 1455 amino acids. Lineage: Eukaryota; Viridiplantae; Streptophyta; Magnoliopsida; Santalales; Ximeniaceae. Gene Ontology annotation, cellular component: nucleus.